Etheostoma spectabile (orangethroat darter) is the source of this 3248-nucleotide messenger RNA. It is a transcript of the gene ilvbl, whose product is annotated as ilvB (bacterial acetolactate synthase)-like. The record is from RefSeq and is a predicted model, not a curated record. Lineage: Eukaryota; Metazoa; Chordata; Actinopteri; Perciformes; Percidae. Gene Ontology annotation, biological process: L-valine biosynthetic process. Bases 283 to 2160 code for a protein of 625 amino acids. Gene Ontology annotation, molecular function: magnesium ion binding; flavin adenine dinucleotide binding; thiamine pyrophosphate binding. The transcript has 14 exons. Gene Ontology annotation, cellular component: acetolactate synthase complex.
UCGGCACCACAGCAAAUACAGGAAGAGCAUUCGGUCAUUUCAAAUUGUGUCGACUACAUGCUCUUAACAGCCUGUUGUCAGUAACCUAAUAUUAGCUAAUUUCACAGUGAACGUACUGGUGAAAUUAGGACUUUCGAAAUGGGAGUAUAGUGGUUGUAAGACCAGCUCCAGAGUACCUUAGCCGAGCUGAGCUGCUGAACUGCAACAGUUAAGAGUAGAUUUGGAUGUUAAGUUUAGCUAAGUUGAGGUUUUAUAAAUAAAGGUUUGCUUCCACGUCCUGACAUGGAGUCAUUUGGAGCCAUUGGCACAGUUCUUGGAUGCGGUGCGGGCAUUGUGGUGGGUGGGCUUGUGUUUGCAGCCUACAAACUUGGCUUACUCUACCAGUUGUUUCACAAGACUGAGACGAAGAGCCCACGUCAUGGUGGCGAGAGCGUGGCAGAGGUGCUCCGCGCCCAUGGGGUCAAGUAUGUUUUCACCCUUGUCGGUGGACACAUCUCGCCUAUCCUGGUGGCUUGCGAGAAGUUGGGCAUCCGCAUUGUGGACACCAGACAUGAGGCCACUGCUGUCUUCGCUGCUGAUGCUGUGGCGAGACUCUCAGGCACUGUUGGCAUUGCAGUAGUGACUGCCGGCCCAGGCCUCACUAACACAGUGACAGCAGUAAAGAAUGCUCAGAUGGCUGAAUCUCCAUUGCUGCUCAUGGGAGGAGCUGCUGGUACACUACUUCAGGGCAGAGGAGCGCUCCAAGAUAUCGACCAAAUAUCUCUCUUCAAGCCACUGUGUAAGUUCUGUGCCUCCAUCAGGACUAUCAGAGAGAUUGUGCCUACUGUCAGGAAAGCCUUAGCCAUCGCCCAGUCGGGAACUCCUGGACCUGUUUUCAUAGAGUUCCCCAUUGACACGCUCUAUCCCUACCAUGUUGUGUCCAAAGAGUUUGGAGUUAAGAACCCUCCCAAAGGCCUGAUGGGCAAAAUUGUCUCAUGGCACCUCAAUAACCACCUCAUGAACCUUUUCGCUGGAGCCUGGGAGACCAGAGAUAUGUCUCCGCUUCCUGUUGACAUCCCACAGGCCACAGAUGAUCAGGUACAAAAGUGCAUAGAGCUGGUGAGUCGCGCCAAGAAACCUGUUAUUCUGCUGGGUAGCCAAGCAACACAACCCCCAACGCCAGCCAAUGACAUCAGGAAGGCAUUGGAGGACCUGGGUAUCCCAUGCUUCCUUGGGGGCAUGGCCCGUGGCAUGCUGGGUAAAGACAGCCCCCUCCACAUCAGACAGAACAGGCGAGAUGCUCUGAAGGAGGCUGACGUGGUGCUAUUAGCAGGCACUGUGUGUGACUUCCGGCUGAGCUACGGCAGAGUUCUCAACAGACGCAGUAAGAUCAUCGCUGUCAACAGAGAUAAGUUGCAGCUGAUGAAAAAUUCAGAUUUCUUCUGGAAACCAACUAUAGCAAUUCAGGGUGAUGCUGGUUCAUUUUUAGUGCGGCUUUCCAAUGGCCUGAAGGGCCAUCGCUGUCCAGAGGAAUGGACUCAGAGCCUCAAAGCAGGAGAUAUGACAAAAGAAAAUGCAAACAGGGCAAAGGCUGAUGAGAAGACCGAACGCCACUUAAAUCCCUUGAAAGUCCUCCAUUGUGUGGAUGAGCUGAUGGCGGAGGACAGCAUCAUUGUUGCCGAUGGGGGUGAUUUUGUUGGAAGUGCUGCUUACAUAAUGAGACCGAGAGGACCUAUGCGAUGGCUAGAUCCAGGAGCCUUUGGGACCCUGGGAGUUGGAGGAGGAUUUGCCCUGGGGGCAAAACUGUGCCGGCCUGAAUCUGAGGUGUGGAUAGUGUAUGGUGACGGCUCCUUAGGAUACAGUGUUGCAGAGUUUGACACGUUCACGAGACACAAGACACCAGUUAUAGCUGUGGUGGGAAAUGACGCAUGUUGGAGUCAGAUAUCCAGAGAGCAGGUUCCCAUCCUCGGCAGCAACGUGGCGUGUGGCCUUGCGUUUACAGAUUAUCAUAUAGUGACAGAUGGUUACGGUGGUAAGGGCUACCUUGUAGGGCGUGAGGAUGAGGACAGGCUAAGCGACAUCAUCAGGCAGGCUCAGAGGGAGACCCAGGAGGGCAAGGCUACACUUCUCAAUGUUCUGAUAGGGAAGACCAACUUUAGAGAGGGCUCCAUCUCUGUGUAGAGCAACUGUGAUUUCUUAAAAUUCCUUCCUUUACCUUUUGGCUCUUCAUAGACUUUACUAUCAGGCUCUAUGAGGGUUUUAGAAAGAAGGAAGAUACUGCUGGAUACUGAGUAGAGCACUGACCAGACCUAUGCUAAUCCUUUGUGCCCUUAAAGCCAUAUUUCACUUUGGUAAUAGAAAAUUACUUUACAGUAUGCUGAUCUCCUAUAAGACAUUUUGAACCAUUAUGUACUUCCCUCCUCUGACUAGUCAGAACUCAUACUAGUAAGACAUCGGCAAACACCAGAAUAAGGACUCGGGUAUUUUAAUAUCAGAGGGUGAUUGUUUCUACAGCUGCAGUCUCUGUUAUUUACUACUGUAUUACAUUCUACUUGAGUGAAGUACUACAACUAAAUAUUUUGUUGUGCCUCAUGCAACUUUCAGGUUCAUGUUGUGGUUAAUUGCUGCAUUUUAAAAAGGGAAGGAGUGAAAAUCCAAAACUCUUGUUUGGUUAAGGGAUUUUACCUCGUCAGGAGCUCAUGGUUAGACUUUUGACCAUUAAACAGCCUAUUUUAACUUACUUGCAAAUAAACCAGUGACUGAAAAUCAUAUGUAAGAGAGAGCAUUGCUGAAAGUGAUCCAAUGCAACCAGUAUGCCUUUUCUCCUGUUACUGAAUGAACACAAAGCCUUUUUCUGGGAAGACAUUCAACUUUACAGCUGUAAAGUUCUUUAUUGGUUGAUGAUUUGGGAUAAAAAUGUGUUAAAUGAAAAAAAUAUUUUUUGAAUGUUGAAGAUUGACAAAUUGUAUGCCUUUUAAUGUUUACGUCUUCAAAUACAUUGAUAUGUUUAGAUUGAACAUGUAACUGCUGAUUCAGUUAUGUAUUUGAAUAUUUAAAACUCACUUGUAUGCAUUGAUGUGGGCAUAUAAAUAUGCCUAUAUCCAAUAUGUAUUGCACUAUAAUUAUAAAUGAUUUACUCACCAAGUAAAAAUGUGUGGAUCAUCUCACUCCAAUAUAUAUUGCUGUUUCAUUUGGUACUUUGAGGAAAGUAUGUCAAACAUUUGAUCAUACAAUGUUAAUUUGGGUUCAUUCUCAAAUAAAUUGAAAAA